AACCGCCCCGCCCGAAUCAUCCAUCUCCGCCCGCACCACCAUCGCCUUCCAAAAUCUCUACGCGCCCGCGCUAGUAUAUACUCUUCGCCUCCGCCCGCCCGCCCACCUCCGCCGCACCAAAUCAAACCAACCCUGCUCUGCGGCAUAAUCGCAAACACCUCUCGUGCGCCCGCCGCCGCGCCGCCGCUGCGUUCCGGCCGGAAAAAGCGCCCCGAUGGGCAAGAAGAGCGAUCACAGGAAGGCGGAGGCGAAGCUGCGCGCGGAGGCGGAGGCGGCGCUGAAGCUCGAGUUCGACGGCCGCCACGAGGAGGCGAUCGCGCGCGUCGACGAUCUCGCGGCCAGGCACGAGGAAUCCGCUCCCGUGCUCCACCUCGCGGCCAACGUCCACGACGCCGCCGCCAAUCGCGCCUACCGCGCGGGCGACGACGACGCUUCGGCGCGACACUACCGCACGGCGCGCGGCUACCUCAUCAAGGCCAGGGAGCUGGUCCCCAACUGCAUCUCCAUCUCCAACUUCCUAGCGAAGGUGCUCUUCAGGUCCGGCGAGGUCGACGAGGCGGAGAAGGUGGCACGUGAAGCCGUCGGGAUCGCCGACCCCGUCGACCCGGCGAAAAACAACGUCGCCUACGCCUCCCGUGCAGCCAACACCACCAGGGACCAGAGGGUGCUGAACUGCAGGAAUCUGGCUCGCCAGACCCUCGGGGAGAUUGGUCGUUCCGGAUUGCCCGCCCGCGUCAGCGAGGUGCUCAAGCUCGACACCGGCGCCCAUGACGGGUCGCGCGAGGCGCUCACCAAGGCCAAAGAACUCGCCAAGAGCUACCCCUCCUCGUCGCGCGCGCAGUUACUGUUCGCACACAUGCAGCUUCAGCGCGUGCGCCUCCUUCACCCGGACAUGGACAGGCGAGGCUUUCUGGAUCGUAUCCGCGCAGACGUGAAACAGGCAAUUGCGAGCACCUUCGGUAACUCGCUCGUCUUCGCCAUGUUCCACGCCAAGCUCUGUUUCGUCCUGGGCCUGUAUGCGGAUGCGCACUUUGAGUGCGUACGGGCAUUCGACAUGCCGGAGCCUGUUGACCCCAGGCUGGAGGACGUCCCUCCUCGUUCUGUCCAAGGAGACACGCUUGAGCUUAGGCUACGGUCUGUAGACGAGGAGCUCGGACGCUUGGUCAACAAGCUCUUUUCGGUGGCCGAUGCUUUCCGGUGCUCAAUGGCACGCGACAGGCAGGCCGGCUUCCUAUCACUGGGACUCCUUCAACUGCAAGACUACUAUCAUCAAAACUUUGGAAGCUACCAAUGGGCUGUGGCACAAACCAUAUCUGAUGCACUCACCUUUGUCAGCCAAAACAGGUCAUGGAGGUUUUGGAUUUGCCCCUUUUGUGCUGGCAACAAGUUACCAAAUACAGAUUCUCUCCUGGAACACAUCAACAGCAAGCACCUCCGGAAGCUUCGCUCAUUGUUUGGUUCAGUGCUCCCUCAAUAUUUCAUUGAGGAUGAUGUUUUGGAUGACAUAACCAUCUACCAAGAUUCAGAGGGCCACCACUUCUUCCGUUUCAAUAACAAGGAUUAUGUAUUUGCAUGCUUGUCUGUUCCGACUCAAGAACUGUCAAUUGCUGGAGUACAAGACAAGAUAUGCCAACGAGGAAAGGAGAUCCUACAAGAUAUCGAGGUCAAGUUGAAGAGCUUGCCUGCAGACGAAUUAAGCGCUGAGUUUGAUACGGCUUGUUCUGAAAUCCAACACCUGUGGGAUGCUUUUCUCAGGAACUCUUUUUUGGAUUAUCGCAUUCUCAUCAAGAAAUUGGCAAGACCCUUCAUAUGGACUAAGUUAUUACAAUCCUUGAGUGAAGACAAAGCUGCCAGUAAGAUUUCCAAUGCUGAUAUUGAUGUGAUAUUCCCUAAUGUUGUCGAUGUGCGUGAGGUUCAUGCUGAAGAUAAUGUGGGAAGAUUGGAGAUACAUCCAAAUUCUAGCAUUGCAGAUGUUCAAAGUGGCGCAGCAGGCCUGAAAUAUGUGCCCAGCAAUGCAAAUGAGAAUAGUGCCUCAAACCUUUUAGGUAUUCACCUGUAAUUUAAACAGCCAAAGGAAUUUUGUACUCCAUAUAGCAAGAAUAAGUAGGAUCGUAAGUAUAUUUCUAUAAGUUAUACCAAUGCAUGGCUCAUAGAUGGAGCUCCCUUGCUGGGUUAUCAAGAAUUUCUAGUAGUGGCACUAUGCAGUUCAUAUUCAAUAUGUCAUACUCUGUGCAGCAAGCAAAAGGAAGGAUCAUAAGUUUUCAUAAGUUACACUAAUGCAUCUCUCUUGGUGGAGCUCCAUUUCUGGGUUUGUAAGAAUUUCUAGCAGGAGCACUAUGUAGUUGACAUUCCAUCAAUAUUUGCAGAUAUUUAAAUGUAUCAUUGAACUCGUUAAAUUACUCUUCCACUCCUAUCCAUAGAAAGUUAGGUGCUAGAUGCCUAAAUUCUGGUUAUCCCAGGUUUUGAUGGGUACUAUCUAUUAACAAAUCUUCUUGCAUAAAUUCAGCUGCGUGUCGUACUAGACCAACUCAUUUGUCGGUCUGGAUUUCAGCACCUGGAAAACCUUUCGAAAGGCUAGGCCUGAGCCUGUAUCAGCCCGAAACCAAAAAGUUCAGCAUUUUACAAUUUCUUGCAAUACAGUGUUGGCUUAUUAUUUUAUUUCUUUUUUGGUCAUUGAUCUGAAAUUUGACCCACACCUCAGAAAACUGUACUGGUCAGGCCACCCAUGAAUUAGGUCUAGCCUGGACAGAAGUUCUGCAUUACCGAGAGGACCAUGCUGUACAGGUUAUCUUAGAUUCUUAGGAGAAAGUUCUCUCUAGAACUGGCUUUGAACAUCCUUUUUACUCGCCGGUCGUUUACUUAGAUAACUCUGUACUGAUAUAACAUUAGUCGAUUGUAAUAACUAGCAAAUGGAAUAAAACUAAGAAGCAGGUUUUACAUUUAUGGGGUUCUGUGGUGCAAAGGAGAUCCCUCGAUAAUUGGAUGACUAUGUUACAAUCGAUUGUAACUUAAUCAAGUAAGUAUGUAUAGGCAAGUCAAGUGAUAACUGGUCAGUGCUAAACAAACUCAAACUUCUCAGUGCUGUCAUCUUUCAAAUCUGUUUAGUAAUGCAGAAAAAUGUUAUUUGUUCUGAUCUUGCAAUCUUAUCCAGGGUCUUCUAGCCAAUCUUCUCAGGAAACAAGCAUUUCCCUUUAUCGAAAGAGUAUCGAAGUUCUCGGCAAAGAUACUGACAUCUUUGUCUUGAAUUUCAUCAUUCAGAUAUUAUGGAAUUGGAGGGGUUUCAGAGAUGAAUUUCUAAAGAGACGACCUGUGUGCACCCUGCCAAGCCAUCAAGGCCCCUGCAUUAGUCAAAUGUUAUACACUAUCUUCUCUGGCUGGCAGAAAGAUGAUCACCACAGAACUUAUUCACUGAUUUCUAUCAGGGACACAAUAUGCCAAGUUUUAAGUGACAGCACUGUAUUUCAAAAUGUUAAAGUAAAUACAUCUUCUUACAUUGUAACCACCAUUCUUAACGCAUUGCUAAUGCCAGAAGUUUUUCUGGAAGUACACUAUCCUAAGGAUGUUGAGACGUUGAAACAGCCAGCCAAUCCAGCAAUGGUGCUGUGCAAUAAAGCAAUAAUCUGUGAGGGGUUUGGCAUUAAAAAUUCUACUGCAUGUGGCGAUAAACCCAAUGCAGAGCCACUUCAAAUAGAAAAGGGAAAGUCAAUUGCAGAUGACAAAUGCAGGCAAGUUGAUCCGCUUUCUGUUAGCACGCCAGAGUUCUCUACAGUAGUCAUGCACUGUGCAAUGGCUGAGAGGGAAAACCAGCGCACCCUCCGCGAAGUGAUAAAGAGCCUGACAUUGGACCCUGAUUACUUCUUCUUCCUUGAUGAUCCAAAUAUAAGUCCUGACACAAUGAAAUGUACAUUUGUCUCAAUGGUUUUCUGAUGAAGGUGAACAAUGAGGUAGUCUGUAUUAUUGGUUGAUACAAAUUGCGCUGAGUGUUUCACAGCAAAUUUACCAGUUCGUUGUGUUAUUGUUUUGACUGGUGUUGGAUGCUACGUUCCUUUAAGGUGCACCCACGUAUGUUAAAUCCCUCAAUACAUGCUGGAAUAAAACAAUGUAUAUGAGAAAGGUAUUGUAUUAAGAAAGCUGGAGUUGCUCUGGAGUCUGAAUCGAGGUAUUUUCUGAGAUCGUUUAUAGCAAUGUUACAGGAGGUUGUUCAAGGUUCUUAAAGCUACCGUUGCCAGAGUUGGUCUCAUAUUACAAUAUAUUUUGGGAAGUUUUCUGGCUGCGUUUUUUUUGUCAAGUAAAUCUUAGUGGGCUGCGAACUGUCAAAUGGUUUGCAUGUGACACUUAAGAUGCACCUGUAAUUCAUAUGUAAUUACAUUGUGGAUGAUUGCAAGACAAGAAUUUGUGCGGUAAUCAAGCAUAUGUAUGGGCAGUAAAGGAAACAACAGAACUGAACGUAAUUGAGUGGUCAUUGGAGAAGUACUGUGUGAAUAGGUAAUCUUGUCAGAACUUGCAAGCUCGGAUAGUCACAGUUCCUGGUUUUUGUAUCUUUCAUGAAAUGGUUUCAUACAAUGGCAUGUAUUAGCUGCAGGAAAUAUCUUUUAUCAUGAAGGGAAGCUUCUCGGUAUUGUUCGAGAGUACCAGAAUAAGUGGCUCGUAUUCGUACAUAACGAUGCUGUGGCUACGGAGUUUAAUUCCUGGGAAGAUUUGCUACAUGGUUAUGGAGACCAUGAGAUACAACAUUGUGUUUACUUUUUCGAGAUCAUCAAGAUCAUCAUCAAAUAGACAGGAUUCCAAAGAGAUUGUGUUUCUGCACAAAGACAUGCUCCCCAACCUCUUAGCUCCAGUGGUGUGGGACCAACAUCUGAGGAGAAAAGAGUUUAGAUCCCACCUUUUCUUAGGAAGCUUAUUACAUACCACUUGGUGGUACCCGGUUUGGCUGGUAAUGUGGGAAUAUGGCGUUGAACCUUAAUUGGAUGCUGAUCAUGGACGAGAAACGAGAUAAUUCUUGUUUGUUCGGUGUA
Molecule: messenger RNA, 5015 nt
Organism: Lolium perenne
Lineage: Eukaryota; Viridiplantae; Streptophyta; Magnoliopsida; Poales; Poaceae
Molecular function (GO): protein binding
Source: RefSeq, a predicted model, not a curated record